Messenger RNA from Saccharomyces paradoxus, 651 nucleotides. RefSeq names its product MIND complex subunit NSL1 (gene NSL1). The record is from RefSeq and is a predicted model, not a curated record. The transcript has a single exon. Gene Ontology annotation, cellular component: kinetochore; MIS12/MIND type complex. Lineage: Eukaryota; Fungi; Ascomycota; Saccharomycetes; Saccharomycetales; Saccharomycetaceae. The coding region runs from base 1 to 651 and encodes 216 amino acids. Gene Ontology annotation, biological process: mitotic sister chromatid segregation.
AUGUCACAAGGUCAGUCCAAAAAACUGGACGUAACUGUUGAACAGCUUCGAAGUAUAUACCACCAGUUUCAUGAUAUCUUGGAGGAGAAAACAGAUUUGCAUCUGCCGAAGAAGGACCACGACGAUGACGCUGUUAGGAGAGAGGUCCAGAUACAGUUACAAGAAUUUCUUUUGAGCGCCAUGACGAUGGCUUCGAAAUCAUUAGAAGUGGUCAACGCUGACAUAGUAGGAAAGACAGUAAAACAACUGAUUAUGGAAUCACAAGAGAAGUACAUGGAGCCCUUUGAUCUGGACCUGAAUGAGCAAGUUAGGAAAAUGUAUCAAGAAUGGGAAGACGAAACCGUUAAGGUGGCCCAGUUGAGGCAAACGGGGCCUGCCAAAAUCAACGAAGUGUACAAUAACUCAAAGGAUGAAUAUUUGACACAAUUGGAUGGAAGAAUCGGCGUCCUUCAAGCUAGAAUGGCGGAACAGCAAUCUGUAGACCACAAUAAUAAUGCUGACGAGGCCGAUGACCAAAUCAAAUGGGAGCAUAUCAAGGAUGAUUACGGGGCGUCACUGAAUGAAUUGUAUGAAACACAGCAGGACUUACCCCAGGUAAGAUAUAACGUUGAAAAAGUCAGGCGUUUAAUGGACUAUUUGGAGAAAGAGUGA